AAAAAAGAGAUAGAUUGGAAAAUUAUUUUCAGACGGGAAAAAAUUCAAAAGAAGGGCAUAUGUAGCAAAAACUCGUUAAUGGUGUAAACUUAAACCUUACAAGUUGAAAGUACAAAUUGGUAAUUUACCGGAAAUAAAAUAUUUCUACUGGCAAGAGCAACACAGUUCAUAGCAUACUUUCUCAAAGAACGAGUUGACUUUGUGCAAUCUGCAGCUACAAUCAAUCAAUCUCCUGAUUUCCGAUAGAGUCUAUGGCGGCGGCAGUUGUUGGCGAAGCAUUUCUUUCUGCUUUCAUUGAAGUCGUCCUCGACAGACUGGCCUCUCCUGAGGUUGUUGACUUGAUCCGUGGAAAGAAAAUUGACAUCAAUUUGGUUCAACGGUUGAAGAAUACUCUUUACGCUGUUGAAGCCGUGCUAAACGAUGCUGAACAGAAGCAGAUUCAUGACUCUUCUGUUAACAACUGGCUCGAUGAUCUCAAAGAUGCUCUCUAUGUUGCUGAUGACAUUCUCGACCACAUCUCUACCAAAGCUGCUCUUUCCAAGAACAACAAGCAGGUGACUACUGUUAACUACUUCUCUCGCCUUUUCAACUUUGAAGAAAAGAAUAUGGUUCAUAAGUUGGAAGAUAUUGUUGCUAGACUUGAAUCCAUUCUCAAACUUAAACAUAUUAUUGGUCUUCAACACAUUGCAACUCACCACUCAUCCUGGAGAACUCCGUCAACCUCUUUAGAAGACAGAUCUAUCCUAUUUGGUAGGGAUCAUGACAAAGAGGCCAUACUCAAAUUACUCUUGAAUCAUCAUAACACUGCUGUCAUCCCCAUUGUUGGCAUGGGUGGCCUUGGAAAAACAACUUUAGCCCAAUUUGUGUACAACCACGACAGCAUAAAGCAAGAGUUUGAUGUUCAAGCAUGGGUUUGUGUUUCUGAUGAUUUUGAUGUUUUGAAGGUUACAAAGCUCAUCGCGGAGGAAGUGGGAAAUGCUUGUAACACAAAUAACUUGAAUAUCCUUCAUCGAGAUUUGAAGGAAAAGCUGACCGGAAAGAGGUUCUUAAUUGUUUUGGAUGAUGUCUGGACCGAGGAUGACGACUCUUGGAAUUCUCUUUUAAAGCCUCUUCAAUAUGGAACUAUGGGAAGUAAAAUUCUUGUUACUACCCGUAUUGAAAAAGUUGCUUCUAUGGUCCAAACUAUUCAACCUUACUCUCUUCACCAAUUGUCUGAGGAAGAUUGUUGGUCCGUGUUUGCAAACAAUGCUUGCCUUUCUCCAGAUCAGAAUAGGGAUCUCCAAAAAAUUGGCAAAGAGAUUGUUAGAAAAUGUAAGGGAUUGCCUUUAGCAGCACAGUCACUUGGCCGCUUGUUGCGAGAAAAACGUGACAUCAGGGAUUGGAAUAGUAUACUGAAUAAUAAUAUUUGGGAGAAUAAGAGUAAGAUCAUUCCGGCAUUGAGAAUUAGUUAUCAUUAUCUCCCUCCCUAUUUAAAACGUUGCUUUGUAUAUUGUUCAUUGUUUCCCAAGGAUUAUCAAUUUGAUAGACAUGAGCUAAUCUUGCUGUGGAUGGCGGAGGAUCUUUUACAUACUUCAGAACAUAACAAGACUUUAGAAGAAGUUGGUUAUGGGUAUUUUAGUGACUUAGCUUCCAAAUCAUUUUUUCAACAUUCUCGUAAUGGGUAUUUUGUAAUGCAUGAUCUUGUGCAUGAUUUGGCAACAUGGCUUGGUGGAGAAUUCUAUCUUAGAACAGAAGUAAUUGGGAAAGAUGUGAAGAUUGGUACCAAGACUCGUCAUUUGUCAUUUUCCAAGUUCAGUGAUCAAAUUUCAACAAACCUUGAUAUUUUCGGCAGAUUAAAAUGUCUACGAACAAUCUUGCCAAUCUAUUAUUUGUAUGAUCCAUUCAACAAUGAAAAAGCUUCAUGCUUCACUUUGUCAAAUUUGAAGUGCUUGAGAGUUUUGAAAUUUGGCAACUUUAAAGGUCUUGAUGCAUUUCUUGAAUCAAUAGAUGAACUAAUCCAUUUGCGUUAUUUGGAUCUCUCUUACACGUCUAUAAAGAUGUUACCUGAGUCAUUAUGUAACCUUUAUAAUCUCCAAACGUUAAAGUUGCACGAUUGUUACAGUCUAACAAGGCUUCCCGAUGACAUGCAAAAUCUUGUAAAUUUGCGCCAUCUGGAAAUUUGGGGAACUAAUUUAAAAGAGAUGCCUAGAGAAAUGAGCAAACUUAUUAAUUUGCAACAUUUGGGUUGCUUUGUUGUGAGAACGCAGGAAGAGAAAGGGAUCAAGGAAUUGGGAACACUUUCAAAUCUUCACGGAUCACUUUGCAUUAGGAAGUUGGAGAACGUGACCAGUGGCUUUGAAGCAUCACAGGCAAAGAUAAUGGAUAAAAAGUACCUUGAUAAAUUAUCGUUUGUAUGGUCUGAAGAUGCAAAGAACCAUUUUACAAGUUCACAAAGUGAGAUGGAUAUACUUGGAAAGUUACAACCUUCCAAGAACUUGAAAAGGCUAGAUAUUGAUGGAUACAGGGGCACACUAUUUCCAGAAUGGGUUGGACAUCCUUCCUACCAAAAUUUGACUGAGGUAUCUCUGUCUGGUUGUUUGAAUUGUUGUAUCCUUCCAUCACUUGGACAAUUAUGCUCUCUCAAGGUCUUGAAAAUCAGGGAAAUGAAUAUGCUGGAGACUAUUGGAUCUGAAUAUGACGAUACCUUUUCAGGGACAUAUUUUCCUUCCCUUGAACGUCUCAAGUUUGUUGGUAUGUCAUGUUGGAAAGCGUGGCAUCAUCCUCAUGAGUCAAAUGCUUAUUUUCCAGUAUUGAAGUAUAUUGUGAUUAAUGAUUGUCCCAGAUUACAUGGGGAUUUGCCAUCUUUUCUUCCUGUUUUGGAAACAAUUCAUAUUGAAGGAUGCAACCAGCUUGUUUCUUCUCUCCCAAGGGCUCCUGCCAUAUGCAAGUUAUCCAUAUUUGAAAGCAAUAAAGUAGCAGCCUUGAAUGAGCUACCCCUUUCAUUGGAAGAGUUAAAUGUUGGAGGAAGAGAGGUGACAGAGUCUGUCUUUGAAGCCAUUGCCAUCACCCCACCAAUUUCUCUUAAAUCAUUAGUCAUCAGGGAUUGUUCUUCUGCAAUAUCAUUUCCACGAGAUUGUUUACCCUUAUCCUUAGAGAGUUUGUCCAUAACAAAUUCUAGUAAUCUAGAUUUCCCAAAGCAAAAUCACGGCCAUGAGUCACUUAAGUUUCUUCUUAUAAAUAGGAGUUGUGAUUCUCUCAUAACCCUCUCACUAGAUACCCUUCCCAACCUCCAUCAUCUGCAAAUCGGCAACUGUGAAAACAUAGAAUGUCUUUUCGUUUCAAAGGUUCUUCAAAAUCUCGUUGAUAUUGAAAUUAGUGACUGCCCCAAAUUUGUAUCAUUCCCAAAAGAAGGACUAUCUGCACCCAACUUGACAUCAUUGUAUGUCUCCAACUGUGUCAAUUUAAAAUCACUGCCUUGUCACAUAAAUACUCUUCUCCCAAAGUUAGAAAGUGUGUGGAUAUAUGAUUGUCCAAAAUUGGAGACGUUUUCUGAAGGGGGUAUGCCGCCUAGCUUGAGAACAAUUUGGAUUGGGAAUUGCGAAAAAUUACUGAUGAGCUCAUCUCUAACUUCAAUGGACGUACUUACCGAUCUUUUCAUUAAUGGUCCAUGUGAUGGUGUCGAGUACUUUCCGAAGAAGGGUUAUGCAUUGCUGCCUCCCUCCCUUACCUACCUGCAGAUAUCUAACUGUUCAAGUUUGCACACGUUUGAUUGCACGGGGCUUCUCCACCUCACUUCCCUGCAAACAUUAACAAUUUUAUUCUGCCCCAAGCUGGAGAAUAUAGUGGGAGAAAGGCUGCCUGCUUCUCUAACAGAACUUUAUAUCUCUGCAUGUCCUUUGCUGAAAGAACAGUGCCGCGUGAAAUACCCGCAAAUUUCCCCCAUCCCCAGCAUUGUAGUUGAUGAAAAAUGGAUUUAGUAAGCUUGAAGUUGGUUUGCAGUUUGUUGUACAGGGUCAUAUUUCACAUUUUCAGACGUUGAAGCGGCUUACUCCCAUGUUGAUAAUGCUUGGAAUACCAAUCAAUCAUUGCUUUGUUUUGUAGUACAAUCAAGAUCUAUUACAGAAAUGUUAUGCUGCCGUGACUUUAACUGAAUUUGAUGCUUCUAGAAGUUGCUGCUGCUAUUAUUGCUCUGCAUUUUGUUGACUUUGAUUGGAGUUAACAAUGAAGUAGAAUAGAGUGAUGCUGUGCUGAUUUUAUGAAGGAGGGAAUUAAUGGUGUAACAAACAAAUGGAAAUCCAAUUCUUACUGCCAUCUAACUGCCGAAGCCGGCCCCGCAAGGGCUUCCCACAAAGAUUGAUUGGAAAAUCUUCAAAUUAAGUUUCGGCGUAGAAUCUAAGGGAUGAAGAUCCUGAAUCAAUAUUACUGAAAACUUAGGCAUCAAAAGGCUGAUUAGAGCAUACUACAUACAUAUGUACUGCUGGAGAUGAUCUAUUGCUAAUUCCUUACCAGCAUGAAGCCAUGAAUUAGCUUACUGUGUCAUGGACUCAUGGUAUGUGUUUCCCUAAAGGCUUCUCGUCCGGAUAAACUAUCUGUGGUAAUAACUGAAAACUGGGAAUCCGCCGAAGAAACAACUCAGCUGCAGUUUGCCGUUGUCCCUCCUUAUCAAAAUUGUCCCUUCAACUUUAGCUGUGUAAAAUUGAUUAAACAGUAAAAGUGUUUUGUAAGGAUUAUCUGGAAAGCUAAGAGACAUCUAGUAAUGUGAUGCAAGAUACAUCCAUCGACCUCACACCACAGUCAUGGGGUUUGAAAACAAUGACAAAAGAGCAUGGGUUGACAGAAUUAUGCAGGCA
This is a messenger RNA of Lathyrus oleraceus (garden pea), 4829 nucleotides long. Its product is annotated as putative disease resistance protein At3g14460. Gene Ontology annotation, molecular function: ADP binding. The record is from RefSeq and is a predicted model, not a curated record. The transcript is spliced from 5 exons. NCBI's taxonomy places the organism in Eukaryota, Viridiplantae, Streptophyta, Magnoliopsida, Fabales, Fabaceae. Bases 252 to 3956 code for a protein of 1234 amino acids.